Eutrema salsugineum is the source of this 707-nucleotide messenger RNA. RefSeq lists its product as uncharacterized. The coding region runs from base 80 to 577 and encodes 165 amino acids. NCBI's taxonomy places the organism in Eukaryota, Viridiplantae, Streptophyta, Magnoliopsida, Brassicales, Brassicaceae. The record is from RefSeq and is a predicted model, not a curated record. The transcript has 3 exons.
GGUGGUGAUAGAAGCGGAUGCGUUUAAGGAGACGGAUGUUAUUUAUAGAGCUCUUAGCUCUAGAGGUCACCAUGACGAUAUGCUUCAAACUGCUGAAUUGGUGCAUCAAUCAUCUACGGAUGCAGCGUCGUCGUUACUAGUAACAGCAUUAAACGAAGGACGUGAUGUGAUAAUGGAUGGAACGUUAUCAUGGGAGCCAUUCGUCGAACAUAUGAUAACAAUGGCAAGGAACGUCCACAAACAGAGAUAUCGAAUGGGCGCAGGCUACAAGGUCUCCGAAGACGGCACAACGACCGAAGAAUAUUGGAGAGUACAAGAAACUGAAGAUAAUGGGAAACAACAAAACUUGAAGCCUUACAGAAUCGAGCUGGUCGGUGUGGUUUGUGACGCUUAUCUCGCGGUAGCUAGAGGCAUACGGAGAGCUCUAAUGGUGAAGAGAGCAGUGAGAGUAAAAUCUCAGCUAAAGUCACACAAGAGUUUUGCUGUUGCAUUCCCAAAGUAUUGUGAGCUUGUUGAUAACGCUAGGCUUUACUGCACCAAUGCUGUUGUGAGCUUUACCCGGAUCCGAGCCUUUUAAGCAAGCCUGGCUCUGUUUGGAAUGAUGUCGUUUUAGUGCCCUCUAGGCCCAAGGUCCAGAAGGAACUUAACGAUGCCAUCAAGAAAAUUGAAAAGGCCCAAGCGAAAAAUUGACGAUAUUGUGAACUAGC